AUGGGUCGGCGCAACCGAAUCGUAGCGUCCUUGCUAACUUUAGCAUGCGCGACUUCUACCGCCCUCGCAAACAAGAAAGUCUUCAAUAUCCACGAUGAUCUGCUCGCGUUUCCUCAAUUCCAAGUCCUCUUCCCGGACGAAUAUGUUCUUGACUCUCAUGCGAAAGAGGUGCUGAAGACUCAAAGUAGCCCUCCAAUUCGCGAUGACCAACAGGGAAACUCUCUACAGAAAUCACAGAUCCCUUUAAAGCCUCGCUCAGAUGAGUCGCAAGAGAACAGCCCGCAACAUGGAGACCCGCAGCUUACAUACGAGGAGCUAAUCCUCCAAGGCCAACGAUUCCUCUGCCAAAUCCCGCAAGUCGAAAGUGACGAAGGGAGUCCGACGAAUAGUACCAAGGAAACCAGCGAGACGGAUGAGAAGCAGGAGCUGGCCCGGGCGACGGACCGCGGGUUGGAACUUCUGAGCGAGAUGGAAGGGAAAUGCAUGUACUAUGUUUCGGGCUGGUGGUCGUAUUCGUUCUGCUACAAGAAGCAGAUCAAACAGUUCCAUGCGCUGCCUUCUGGAAGUGGGAUCCCUAACUACCCUCCCAUGGAGGAUCCGGCAACGCAUUCGUUUAUCUUGGGCCGGUUUCCCCGAGCUAACGAGGAAGAGGAGGAUGGUGAAGCCGAGCGCAAGAAGACGGCAGAGAAGACAGCAACAGCAACUACAACGGAUGUGGCUGAGCUUCAGACGAAGGGAGGAUCGCGGUAUCUAGUGCAGCACUUGGAGGGCGGGACUAAGUGCGAUUUAACGGGGAAGAACCGGAAGAUUGAGGUUCAGUUCCAUUGUCAUCCCCAAUCAACGGAUCGCAUUGGUUGGAUUAAGGAGCUGACAACUUGCUCCUAUUUGAUGGUCAUUUAUACCCCACGCUUGUGCAAUGAUGUCGCGUUUCUUCCCCCACAGCAGGAGGAGGUUCAUUCGAUUGAGUGUCGUGAGGUGCUCUCGCCUGAUCAGGUUCCCGAUUGGGAGGCGAUGCGGCAGUACCACCUGGCCCAGAAACUCGUCGAGUCGUCUACUACUCCAUCGGAAUUUCCUAUCGUCGGUGACAUCGAGGUCGGCGCCAAAAAGUUGGUGGGCACUGAAGGCAAGGAGAUCGAGAAAGGACGCGUAGCUUCCGCCGGAGAAGAGAAGGUGGAAGUGGUAGCUAAACGUGAGAAUGGCGAGGUGUUACAGUUGUCCAAAGUCGACCUAGAAAAACUUGGGCUUGACCCGGAGAAGAUCGAAACAUUGAAGACCCGUCUCGAGGAGCUCGCUCAGGGUAAGGACUGGACAUUGGAACACGUCACAGCCAAUGGCGAGCGUGGACUGAGAGGCAUCGUGGACACCGAUGAAGAUGAAGAGGAGGAAGAAAAGCAGGCCAAGGCCGGGACAGAGUCGGAGGAACAUGGUGCACCGAAAGAGCCGCAGGAGAAGACUCCCACCAAGGAAGCUCCGGAGAAGAAGGUGCCAGAGGCUAAGCUGAAGGAUGAGCCAAAGGAGGAGCCGUCCGCGGAAAAUGCAGAAGAAGGCAGUGAGGAAAUCUUCAAAGAUGAACUGUAA
Aspergillus caelatus is the source of this 1578-nucleotide messenger RNA. RefSeq names its product PRKCSH domain-containing protein. Gene Ontology annotation, cellular component: endoplasmic reticulum lumen. The transcript has 2 exons. Gene Ontology annotation, biological process: retrograde protein transport, ER to cytosol; endoplasmic reticulum unfolded protein response. The record is from RefSeq and is a predicted model, not a curated record. Lineage: Eukaryota; Fungi; Ascomycota; Eurotiomycetes; Eurotiales; Aspergillaceae. Bases 1 to 1578 code for a protein of 525 amino acids.